This is a messenger RNA of Monascus purpureus, 795 nucleotides long. Lineage: Eukaryota; Fungi; Ascomycota; Eurotiomycetes; Eurotiales; Aspergillaceae. The record is from the annotation of a GenBank genome assembly.
AUGGUUAUCACAUCUGACGAUCCGAAGAACAAUCACCGGCCCAAGAAACGCUUUCAGGUCCUUCAUUCAGUGCAGAUACCAGUCUCACGCAUCCACGAGCUGGAAAGGGAAAGCACCGCUGUGACUACCAGGUCCGGCUACGCGCAGGCAGAGAAGACAAUGGCAGGACGAGGCCGACCAUCGAAGAACAAGAAAGCCUCUACGAAAGGAAAGAUUGAAAUCUCUGUCCCGCCGAACCAGAAUGUUCCGUACCAGGUAUACUCAUGCGGAUGGAGCGGGUGUCCAGCGGAGUUGCAUAAUUUGACCAUGUUGAAGAAGCAUGUGCUCAAAGUCCAUCUCUCCGGGGGACAUGGUGCUACGGAGCAGUUAUCGUGCAAAUGGGAGGGAUGUUCGUUUUCCAAAAACUUCACUCCAUCGUCGCUUCAGCUUCAUACGCAUGUGAUGAAUGUACACAUCGAACCGUAUGCAUGGAGGUUGGGGGAUGGGCCUUAUGUUCCUGUUACUGACAGUAGUAGCCGUCCGGGUACUCAGAUGACUAUUCUACACGAGCGGAAUCAAGCCGUCGGGGAAGAUUCGCUUAUCUUUCCCGCUAGUUACAUGUCCAUUCAGGCGUUCAAUCGGGUUCAUGGGAAUCAUUCACAGCAAGAGAAGGCCAAGGAGGUUCUCAAGGCCGUACAGCGAUUAAAAGAACAGAUUGGGGUUGGCUUGGAUCCUGGAGGUUGCGAGUUGGCCACGCCAGCUCGGAACUGGAAAUUGGAUGAUGAGGAAGUUUACAGAUUCGUGAGAAGUGAAUAG